UAACGCUCGAAAUUUUGUGACUGACGUAUGUUGCAUAUUUCAUAUUUGACGUAAUUCGUCUCUCGAAUCAGGCAAUAAGUCACUUGACCAGUAAUAAGAAUUACAUACAUAUCAACAGUUUGGGCACACUAUUCCUACUUGUCUAUGCUGGAUUGCGAUGGGUUGGAAACACGCAGGAUCGACAUAACAAGUUGGUGAACGGAGAUCCGCAGAAAAAAAUGGCUUUGAGCGAUCAUCCCCGCGCCUACGGCACCGCCGCAGUCGCACUGGCUUUCAUCACCGGCGUCCUAGUGACCCUCGGUUUCAAGGACUUAUAUCCAGACUUAGAACGUCGAUUCCAGCAACGGCGGCGAGCAAAACCACCGCGACGCGCAUCGGAUGCCCGCCGGCGAUCCAGCCUCUUCUGGGGUCCCGUCGAGCUAGAAGACCGUGAAGAGCGCGAUGGUGUCGCCGUGCCCGGAGCGUUUGUUCCGCGGGACGAGGGCAUCAGCGAAGGUAUCGAAGGGUGCAUCGGUCGCACACCACUUAUCCGAAUCCACAGCCUAUCAGAAGCCACAGGUCGCACAAUUCUAGCCAAAGCUGAGUUCCUCAACGGCGCCGGCAACAGCCCUAAGGACCGUGUAGCCCUUAACAUGAUCCAGGCCGCCGAAGAGGCCGGCAUUUUAGUCCCGAAUCGUGGAGACACCAUUUACGAAGGAACUGUUGGCAGUACAGGGAUCUCGAUCGCGGCUCUAGCCCGCGCAAAGGGGUACCGCGCGCACAUCUGCAUGCCAGAUGACCAGAGCAUGGAGAAAUCGGACUUAUUACACCAUCUCGGCGCCACAGUGGAGCGUGUGCCUGUCCAACCCAUCACAUCUCCCCAACACUUCGUCAACCUCGCGCGACGCCGCGCAAAAGAGCACACGGAAUCCAGUGCUGAUUCUAGCGUCGGGUUCUUCGCGGAUCAAUUCGAGUCGCCCUUCAAUUUCCAGGCACAUAUGCGCACCACGGGCCCGGAGAUCUACGCCCAAACCUCUGGGAAAAUCGAUGCAUUUGUGGCAGGCGCCGGGACCGGGGGCACUAUGUCAGGAGUCGCCAAGUACCUAAAAGAAGUAGCGAAACUCAACAAGCUCAAGGUGGUGCUCGCGGAUCCGCAGGGGAGCGGAUUAUAUAACAAGAUCCGACACGGCGUUAUGUACUCAUCGACCGAGAAAGAAGGGACGCGGCGGCGGCAACAGGUCGACUCUAUUGUCGAAGGAGUGGGAAUUAAUCGAGUAACGGAGAACCUAGAAGAAGGGCGCGACCUGAUCGAUACGGCGGUACGAGUGACGGAUGCCCAAGCAUGCAAGAUGGCGCGAUGGUUGGUCGAGCACGACGGCAUAUUCUGCGGAAGUAGUAGUGCGGUGAAUUGCACUGCCGCCGUAGUCGCGGCCCUAAGCCUGCCCGAGGGGAGCACGGUUGUAACGAUCUUGUGUGACUCCGGAACGCGGCACCUGAGUAAAUUCUGGAAGAAAAUCGCGGAGUCGGGAUUAGAGGAUGAAGCUAAGCCGGACAACUUACUGACACUACUAGGUAUUGAAAAGCCGCGAUGAUACCCUCAAGCAUAUAGAUAAAACAAUAUAAAGAAUAAGGACAAUAAGAAACUACG
Annulohypoxylon maeteangense is the source of this 1627-nucleotide messenger RNA. RefSeq names its product PALP-domain-containing protein. The transcript has a single exon. Gene Ontology annotation, cellular component: cytoplasm. Lineage: Eukaryota; Fungi; Ascomycota; Sordariomycetes; Xylariales; Hypoxylaceae. Gene Ontology annotation, molecular function: cysteine synthase activity. Bases 219 to 1571 code for a protein of 450 amino acids. The record is from RefSeq and is a predicted model, not a curated record.